This is a messenger RNA of Pleuronectes platessa (European plaice), 1082 nucleotides long. RefSeq names its product transmembrane protein 272. The transcript has 6 exons. NCBI's taxonomy places the organism in Eukaryota, Metazoa, Chordata, Actinopteri, Pleuronectiformes, Pleuronectidae. The record is from RefSeq and is a predicted model, not a curated record. Bases 201 to 767 code for a protein of 188 amino acids.
UUAUAUCAGAUAACAGUCACACAGUUUAUCAGCAGUUCCUCCUCAGAGAUGAUUUGCGAAACAGUUGUUGAAAUGCUUUAGCUUGAAACAUCCUGCCCAGUGUCAAGUCUGAGGCCGACCGUUGCAUCGUUCUACAUUUAGUGAAACCUGGAAGAAGAAAAAGGCUUUAAAGAGUCUCCACUAUCAGCUGAACAGCAAAGAUGAAUCAGUAUCCAGAAGAUGAAUUUGUUCCCGCAAAUCCUGUGUUGAUUUCAACACUUGUUGUGGUGAAUAUUAUUUGGUGGAUGGUUAUGAUUGCAGGCAUUGGACUGGGAGCCAAACAUCUGCAGCAUUGUCCAGUACAACCCGGGAUUCCCGUCUUCCUGAUCGCGCUGGGAUCGGCCACCCUCCUCUCUCUUUGUCUGACCUACAUCAGGGGCGGCAGGAGGGAAGGCACACUCGCCCUCCUGAGUUUGAUUUUCAUGGCUGCCAUGUACAUCUUCAGUUUCUUCUGGUUCAUUGCAGGCACCACCUGGGUUUACUCGAUCUACCCUCCCAGCUACACACCAGGAGAUGCCCAGUACUGCCACAAGACAACCUUCCAGUAUGCGUUUGCUGUCACCACCCUCUCGUGGGUCUUUCUGCUGCUCAUAUUGGUCAUCGCCUGUUGCUUCGCUGCACUGACCUGCUGCAGGACUGUGAGGGCCAGACGCCAUUUGUUACCAAACCGCAACAUGUUCUAUGGCACAACAACCAAACUUGAGGAAACCACAGCUGGUGACGUGUGAAUUAAAUCCAGCUCACGUGGCAGCUCUGUUUUGUCUGCACAGGCUUAGUGUGGUCAGAUGGAAGAGCUGCAGAAACCUCACUGUUACACAACGGCCUUGUCACAUCGCAUCUCCCGUCAGACAGGAAACAUUUCAACCAGCAGAGGAUGAAAUGUUAUAUAAUCCAGUGGCAGCUAAUAUCGAUCCAGUAGUGUGAUGAAACCUAAAUGGACUGAGUUUCUACAUUGUUAACCACUGUGUAAGAGAGAUUGUUCUUUCACUGAAUGAUGAUGUUUUUUUUGCUUGAAAAUUAAAGUUUGUAUGCUCUUUGCAUCA